Messenger RNA from Drosophila yakuba, 13374 nucleotides. RefSeq names its product voltage-dependent T-type calcium channel subunit alpha-1G (gene Ca-alpha1T). Gene Ontology annotation, molecular function: voltage-gated sodium channel activity; low voltage-gated calcium channel activity. The transcript is spliced from 28 exons. Gene Ontology annotation, cellular component: voltage-gated sodium channel complex; voltage-gated calcium channel complex; plasma membrane. The record is from RefSeq and is a predicted model, not a curated record. Gene Ontology annotation, biological process: calcium ion transmembrane transport; sodium ion transmembrane transport; membrane depolarization during action potential. NCBI's taxonomy places the organism in Eukaryota, Metazoa, Arthropoda, Insecta, Diptera, Drosophilidae. The coding region runs from base 424 to 10269 and encodes 3281 amino acids.
AUAACAUUGCGUUGUUGUAGUUCUUGGAGUCCCAGCGAUACGAUACACACACCACCCACUAGAAACACACGCCCAGUAAAUAAAACACCAGAGGAGCAGUUACACCAAAAUCAACACUAAAUACCGUUGGCAUCCAGAUUUACAAAUAAUUAAGCUUAACUAAGACACCAGAUAAAAGACAACAUCAAGCUGAAUACGAUUUGAAAAUUCGACAAGAAAAUUCAAAACCAAAAUUGUAAUUAAAACAAAGCGAAAAGUUUUCGGAAAGCGGAGCGGAAAAGGAGAAAAUCCAAGGUAAACAACAACCACCAAGUAAAAAAGGCCUUCGCAGCGAAAAAAGGGUCUGCUUCCUUUCUUGAGCUUGACAAAUCAAUCGGCAGGAAGAUGGAAUGACCAAAAUUCGCUUAGUUGGCACCCCAGAAAAUGCUGCCACAGCAAGCGGCAGCGGCGGCAAUAACAACUACCACUCAAUCAGCAACAUCGACAGCGGCAACAUCGACAGCGGCAACAUCGGCGGCAGCAACAACAACAGCAGCAGCAGCACCAGCUAGGAAUGGCCAGCGACGUCGCGUGGCAGCAGCAACAGAAGGCUGCAACAGCAACAUUGGCAACAACAACCUCGGCAACAGCAACAGCAAGCUCAGCAGCAGCAGCAGCACCCACAGAGUAAGUCAAAUGCAUUCCAACGAAGAGCCGCCCAUGACGGUGAUCGUCGAUGGGGGCGGUGGCAGCAACGUAUCCGUUUCCGGUGCCAGCGGCCAUCGACGGGGCAGCCAGCGGUUGCGGAAAACCAGUUCCUCCAGUGCCAAUGCCAAGUCGGCAUCGGCGUCGGCGAAUCCUGCGGAAAGGACGAGCAGUGGCCAGAGGUCAUCGCAUCGCCAGACAUCGAAUGCCUCGGAUGGUGGUGGCAGCAGCAGGCGUCGCUAUCAGGGAAAGGAACAUCACGAACGACGCGACCGCCAGGAUCGCCAGGAUCGGCAGGAGCGAUCUGAUCGAACGGAUCGUCAUGAGCGCCGUGAUCAUCGCGAUGAGCAACAGGCGGCACGUCGGCGAACAGGACGCCGGCACAGUGGAGCCUCAUCGCUGAGCGAUGCUACCGCAGCAACAGCCGCAGGACGAUCCCGAUCCAGGGGAGGAGGUCGUCGAACUGGUGGAGCGGUCAGCUCAUCGACCGCCUCCAGUUGCAAUGGCAGCUGCAGCUCCGACGAUGGCGACUCAUCGCACACCUCGUCCUCCAGCUCGUCCAGCUCGUCCGGCGAACCGAAUCUGCCGUAUCCGGGAUUCCCCGAGAUCUCUAUCAGGGCGCUGACGCAGUACACCCGGCCGCGCAACUGGUGCCUGAUGCUCAUCACCAAUCCAUGGUUCGAGCGCGUCUCCAUCCUGGUCAUCCUGCUCAACUGCAUCACACUCGGCAUGUAUCAGCCCUGCGUGGACGACGCCUGUGUCACGAACCGCUGCAAGAUCCUUCAGAUCUUCGAUGACAUCAUCUUCGCCUUCUUUGCCCUGGAAAUGACCAUCAAAAUGGUGGCCAUGGGCAUUUGUGGCAAGAACACCUAUCUGGCGGACUCGUGGAACCGGCUGGACUUCUUCAUCGUUCUGGCGGGUCUGCUGGAGUACGUGAUGCAUGUGGAGAACCUCAAUCUGACUGCCAUCCGGACGAUUCGAGUGCUACGCCCCCUGCGGGCCAUCAAUCGAAUACCCAGUAUGCGAAUCCUUGUGAUGCUUUUGCUGGACACGCUGCCAAUGCUGGGAAAUGUCCUGCUGCUUUGCUUCUUUGUGUUCUUCAUUUUCGGCAUUAUUGGAGUCCAGCUGUGGGAGGGUAUUCUCCGGCAGCGGUGCAGUCUGAUGCGAACCGAAGGCAUGGUCUAUCCCCUCACGGUUCCUGAAGUGUACAGAGUUCGAGUCCGUGUUAACUCGAAAAAUCAUCAGUUUCUAUUGCAAAGCCUGUCGCAGUACUACGAGUUCUCCAAAGAUCAGGACUAUAUCUGCUCCACGCCCAACGAUUCGGGGAUGCAUCUGUGCGGGAACUUUCCGCCCUAUCGCAUUGGUUCGCUGGUCUGUAAUGAAGAGGCCAAGCUGUUCGACUUCAAUGAGCCGACGAACACGUCCUGCGUCAAUUGGAACCAGUACUAUACCACCUGCAAGCAGAGCGGCGAGAAUCCCUUCCAGGGCACGAUAUCCUUCGACAACAUCGGCAUGGCCUGGGUGGCCAUAUUCCUGGUCAUCUCGCUGGAGGGCUGGACGGACAUAAUGUAUUACGUGCAGGAUGCGCACAGCUUUUGGGAUUGGAUAUACUUUGUGCUGCUGAUUGUGAUUGGUUCGUUCUUCAUGAUCAACCUGUGCCUAGUCGUCAUCGCCACGCAAUUCUCGGAGACCAAGAAGCGCGAGAUGGAGCGGAUGCGACAGGAGCGAGCCCGGUACACCUCCACUUCGACCCUGGCCAGCAGCACAAAUAACUCGGAACCGGCCACCUGCUAUGCGGAGAUCGUCAAAUAUAUCGCCCAUCUGUGGCGGCGCUUCAAGAGACGAAUGUUAAAGAAGUACAGAUUAUAUAAGUAUCAGCGACAGCAGCGCAAGGAGGGCCUACUGCCCAAUGCCGACAAUUUGACCUUCUCGCCGUCGCGGAUCAAGUGCCAUCAUCCCAAGUGCCCCAAGUACAGUAAUCGCAAGCCGUCCAGUAUUCAGGAUCAGAUGAUUACCGUCAUGGUGCCGCUUAAUUCGGCUAGCAAUAACAACAAUAACAACAACAGCACCAGUAGCAACCACAACGGCAGUGGCAACCACACUGCUGCCGGCGGUGGCAACAACAGCAACAACAACAACAACGCCGCCAGUUGCACCACAGUGGCGCUGGUCAAUGGGAUAAAUGGUAGUGCCGCAAGUGUGACGAUGUCCUCGGCCCACCACCAGCAACAUCAAUUGCUGCAACAGCAACAGCAGCAACAUCAAAACCAACAACAGUUGCAGCAGCAGCAGCACUCCUCCUCCGACAACACGGAGCAAUCGCUGGCCCCAGACGGAUUGCCGCGAAGUUCCUCGCUGAAAAAGUCCACCGCUCAUCAUCAUCAGCUGAAGCCGGAGGGCAGCACCGCUGAGCAGAAGACCAUAUUGCUGAAGCUGCCGCAGCAAAUGAUUGAUUCCGAGCAGCUGAUUCUGCAGUUGGGAAAUUUGGGCAAGAGUCAUCCGUGCACCUCGGGCUUCCUAAGUCCACCCACCUCGGCCAGCCGGCGACCAUCGGUGAUGUUCAACGAGUACGUGCUGCUCCACACGCCGCCCGCCCUCAACGCAGAUCCCGCAACGGGUGGCACCACCACAACGGCGGCCCCCACAGUUGCCACAGUUGCUGGCACGGUGGCGGCCGCAGCAGCAGCGGCAACCGGAUCCGGCGGUAGCAAUAACAGUCACCAGAACGGCGGUGCAAGUGGCGGAGCUGGAACUGGAACUGGGGGAACCAAUGAGAAAAGCAACAUCUUCUCGACGGAAAAGAUGACCCAAGCUGGCGAUGGCAGCAUCUGGCAGGUUAAUCUACCGCAGACCAUCGGCACCAUUGCCAAUCCCUAUGCCGAUUGCUCUGAACUGGGUAUACACGAUGCGAUGACUUGUCAAGAGCUCUUAGCAUUCUCUGUGGCCUUUUCAGCGGCCUUGCCGACCGGCCAGAGUACGCUAGAGUCAUUCUACACAUCGCUGGCCCGCUGCGAUCCACACACCGCAGAGGCGUUGCGGGCGCACCACAAGCCGCGCUCUGUGCCCACUGGACAAAAUCAAAUGCCACCGGGCGCCGAUGCAGCCACUGUGAUGGUUGCCACAACGGCUGGUGAUCCCGGCCAGACACUCCAGCCCUCGACAGUGUCCGCUGUGGUGGGUGGUGGACCCAUCGGACCCAUCGACAGCCAGGCGGCGAACCAUCGGCGCAAAGAGCACCAUCAGCAGUCGCACCACCAUCACAACAAUAACAAUACCACCAGUCACAGUCGCAACUAUCGCUCACGGCAGGGACAGGGACAAGGACAGGGAAAUUCGCGAAUGCGAGCGGCCCGCGCCCCCACCGGCAACUAUAUGGAGGACUAUGCCUGCUGCUAUGAUCUCUACCAGAACGCCCUGUCGCCGCUGGACGAGCGGCCUAGGCAGAGAUCGCCGACGACUCGCUGCCUGAUCUCCGUGUACCGGUGCAUGUCGCGCGUGUGCAGCUGGAUACGUCGCUACAUUAGGCGAUUGGUCGAGCACAAGUACUUCCAGCAGGGCAUCUUGUUGGCCAUCCUGAUAAACACCCUGUCCAUGGGCAUCGAAUACCAUAACCAGCCGCCGGAACUGACCGCCAUUGUGGAGACGAGCAACGUGGUCUUCUCCGGCAUCUUUGCUGUUGAAAUGCUACUAAAGGUGGUUGCAGAGGGUCCAUUCCGCUACAUUGCCAAUGGAUUCAAUGUUUUCGAUGGCAUCAUCGUUAUACUCAGUGCCAUUGAGAUCUGUCAGACGUUUAUGGGCAACGGAACGGGUGGUGGUGGCUCCGGUCUGUCCGUGUUGCGGACUUUCCGGUUGCUGAGAAUCCUCAAGUUGGUCCGGUUUAUGCCCAACCUGCGGCGCCAGCUAUUCGUGAUGCUGCGCACUAUGGACAAUGUGGCCGUGUUCUUCUCCCUCCUCGUUCUAUUCAUCUUCAUAUUCAGCAUACUCGGCAUGUAUCUGUUUGGCGGUAAGUUUUGUAAAUUUUUGGACGAAUCCGGACUCGAACGCGAGUGCACGUGUCCCGAAAUAAUCAGCCGGCAUCCGCAAUGCGAGUGCGAUCGCAAACACUUCAACAACAUUUUGUGGGCCACAGUCACAGUAUUCCAAAUACUGACGCAAGAGGAUUGGAACGUCGUCCUGUUCAACGGAAUGGAAAAGACAAGUCAUUGGGCCGCAUUGUACUUUGUGGCACUAAUGACGUUCGGCAAUUAUGUGCUGUUUAAUUUAUUGGUGGCCAUUUUGGUUGAGGGAUUCAGUUCAGAGCGAAAUGAACGUCGCGAGCGCGAACAGCGCGAGUUGGUUAAGAAACUGCGUGAGGAGACGCUGGCCGAGAACUACAGCGAUGGUAUGUACGAUGAGUCGCGGAGCGAGGCGGACUCCUCGACCACCAACGAUAGUUACUACGAGGUGCGCAACCGCUGGCGAUCGGCGGAGGAUGUGCGCAAGCUACAGGACUCCGCCGAGCUGAUCAUCGAGGCCAAGAGCAACAUGCACCGCCAGCGCCUGCUGCAGCCCACCCACGACUACCAGAUCAACGAGCUGCCCGCCUCGUCUGCCGCUCCAUCCGCCUCCGGCACAUCUGGCGCCUCCGCGCCUGGCGAGCGGGAGCGGGAGAGGGACAGAGAUAGGGAUAGGGAGCGGGACAGGGAGCGGGACAGAGAGGCGGGCGGCGGUAGCGGCGGCAAGGAUGAGGGGGCGCAGCAUGCCAAGCCGCGCGGCGGCCUCAAAAAGACAUACUCCAUCAAGGAGCGGCGCAGCGAGGCGCCACGCCUCUCCAAGAUCCGGCUCGCCCGGGAUCCGCCCAUCAUCACGACAACCGCGGCCACGCCGCAGGACUCGCCCAGCACCACCUUGGAGCCGGGCAUGAGCUUCCGCCAGUGGGGCGACAUGGAGCCACCCAGUCCGCCCUCUCCGUCGCAUUUGCGACCGCCGAACAUCUUCACCGGCGGACAGCGGAGUCUGGACGAGGGCAUACCCUCCAUCGAUCUCAUCCCGCCCUCGCCGGUGCUCUCCCACAAGCCCCUGAACAUCCUCAAUGCCAGCCAGCUGGGUGUGGGUGUGGGCAUGGGCAUGGGAGGCGGUGUCCCCAGCACCGCCGGCAGUUCGGCCAGCAUGCACAGCGUGAUCAUCGAUGACAUUUCGAAGAGCUCCAGCUCAACAGCGGCGGCAACGCCCAUUUAUGUGCCCACCAUCUCGUCCACAGCAGACGCACAGAGCCAGAGCCAGAGUCACAGUCACAGUCUCAACGAUGUGAGCGUGGGCUCCAGUCCAGGUGGUGAGAUACCCACAACGGGAAUGGGCAGGAAUGCCAACACCGGAGCCUCGACUAGCGGCAGUUCGUCCAGCGAGCGGCUGCCUUUGGCUCCACCGCCUCAGCAGGGGAGUUUCAAGCAGCGCUUACGGCGCGGUAGCUCCAAAAGGCGACGUGCCUCCGCCUUGGCCCUUGGAGCCACCGACACAGAUAAUCCGGCUCGAAGGACCCAGGACGAAGAGGAAGAGCAGCAGCAUCAGCUGAACAAUGGCGGCGACAAUAGUUGUUUGCUGCGAAGCAGCACUGCUGUGGUCAGUGGUUCCUCCUCGGGCACCAAGGAGACCAAUCGCCUGAGUCCACAAAACUCCAUACGAAGGCUAUCCAAUACACUGAGCAUAGGCAGCGGCAGCGUCAGCGGACUGGUGGGCAGUCGUCGGGCAUCGGCAUGCAUUUUCAACUCGCAGGUCUACCAGAAUCUUAAUCAACCGCCCAAACUGCGCCCAGGUUCCGGACAGCGAAGGAUGAGCUCCAUCGAACUUGCGUUCAGCAAGACAUCGCACCUGAAUCUGCACAACUUGGAGGCCAACCGCAAGUCGCUGUCGUACACGAACUCGAAGAUGGACCUGGACAAGUGGAACAAGUCGUACGGCAAUCUGAACGAGCCGGACAACAUGCUGCAACAGUACAUGGAGGCGCGGGACAAGCGCAAGAACUCCAUUAGCCACUACAAUCUGAAGAAGCGGCUCGAGGAAAAGGAGCUGCAGCAGCUGCAGCAGCUCCAUCAGCAACAGCUGCUCCAGCAACGGCAGGACUCCUUCUCCUCGACCACCCAGCAGCAGCAUCUGCAGCAGUUGCAGCAGCUGCAGCAGCACCGCUUGUCCAAGGAUCAGCAGCAGCUGGCGAUGCAGCCACAUUCCAUGGUGCCAGGAGGCGGCGAGCGCUACUCCAAACUCAAGAUGCUCAUCGAGCAGCUGACGCCCAAGCACUUUACCACCGAGCGCGAGGACUACUCGCUCUACAUAUUCCCCGAGAGCAACAGGUUCCGGCAAAUCUGUACGUGGUUUGUCAACCAAAAGUGGUUCGACAACGUGGUCCUGCUGUUCAUCGCGCUCAACUGCAUCACCCUGGCCAUGGAAAGACCAAACAUCCCUCCAAGCAGCACCGAAAGAUUGUUCCUGGCAACAGCCAAUUACGUGUUCACCGUCGUCUUCACCGUCGAAAUGUUUAUCAAGGUGGUGGCUACGGGAAUGUUUUACGGCCACGACGCCUACUUUACGUCCGGCUGGAAUAUCAUGGACGGAUCUUUGGUUACCAUUUCCAUAAUUGAUUUGUUAAUGUCCCUGAUUAGCGAAUCGAGUCCGAGGAUAUUUGGGAUUUUAAGGGUGUUUCGACUACUCCGAUCCUUGCGGCCGCUGCGGGUGAUCAACCGAGCCCCGGGUCUGAAACUAGUCGUGCAAACGCUCUUAUCGUCCCUGCGUCCCAUCGGCAACAUCGUGCUCAUCUGCUGCACCUUCUUCAUCAUCUUCGGCAUCCUGGGCGUUCAGCUCUUCAAGGGCACCUUCUACUACUGCGAGGGCGAGAACAUCAAGGGCGUACGCAAUGCGGACGAAUGCCGCCGUAUACCCGGCAACGUGUGGACCAAUCGCAAAUACAAUUUCGAUGAUCUGGGCAAGGCCCUGAUGUCCCUAUUCGUACUGAGUUCCCGCGACGGCUGGGUGAACAUCAUGUACACCGGCCUGGAUGCGGUGGGCGUUGACCAGCAGCCCAUUGUCAACUACAACGAGUGGCGUCUCCUGUACUUCAUUGCCUUCAUUCUGCUGGUGGGCUUCUUUGUGCUGAACAUGUUCGUCGGCGUGGUGGUGGAGAACUUUCAUCGGUGUCGCGAGGAGCAGGAGAAGGAGGAGAAGAUCCGGCGGGCGGCGAAGAGGGCACUGCAGAUGGAGAAGAAACGACGCCGGAUGCACGAGCCACCGUACUACACAAACUACUCACCCACCCGGAUGUUCGUGCACAAUGUGGUGACGUCCAAGUACUUUGACCUGGCCAUUGCCGCCGUCAUCGGUCUAAAUGUGGUCACCAUGGCCAUGGAGUACUACAAGAUGCCAUCUGGUCUCAAGUACGCACUGAAGAUCUUUAACUACUUCUUCACCGCGGUCUUCAUACUGGAGGCGAACAUGAAGCUGGUCGCACUGGGCUGGAAGCUGUAUCUCAAGGAUCGCUGGAACCAGCUGGACGUGGGCAUUGUCCUGCUCUCGAUUGUGGGCAUUGUGCUGGAGGAGCUGGAGACAAACACGCACCAGAUCAUACCCAUCAAUCCGACAAUCAUACGUGUGAUGCGGGUACUGCGGAUAGCCAGAGUGCUCAAACUGCUAAAGAUGGCCAAUGGGAUUAGGGCGCUGCUGGACACCGUAAUGCAGGCCCUGCCCCAGGUGGGCAACCUGGGACUGCUGUUCUUCCUGCUCUUCUUCAUAUUCGCGGCAUUGGGCGUGGAGCUGUUCGGGCGACUCGAGUGCUCCGACGAGAUUCCCUGCCAGGGAUUGGGCGAGCACGCGCACUUCGCCAACUUUGGCAUGGCUUUCCUCACAUUGUUUCGCGUAGCGACUGGCGACAAUUGGAACGGCAUCAUGAAGGAUACGCUGAGGGAUAAUUGCGAUGACGCGGCCGAUUGUGUCCGCAAUUGCUGCGUCAGCUCAGUUAUUGCUCCCAUAUUCUUUGUGAUAUUCGUGCUAAUGGCGCAAUUCGUUUUAGUGAACGUCGUCGUGGCUGUACUGAUGAAACACCUCGAGGAGAGCCACAAGCAAAUGGAGGACGAGCUCGACAUGGAGGUGGAGCUCGAGCGCGAGCUGGUGCGCGAGCAGGAGUUCGCCCAGGAGCAAAAGCUGUGCCAGCAGCUGGCGGAGGCGCAAUCAAAGGCGGCCGCUCCCCCGCGCCCCCUCGCCAAGGUCAAAUCGCUUCCAAAGAACUUCAUCUACAGCACUCCCUCGCUGGACAAGAAGUUUCCAACGGUUUCGGGCGCCAACAAUCCCAACAAUCCCAACGCCAGCCUAACCAGCUCGGCGGCCACCAAUCUCAACCAGGUGGCGAUGGGGACAGGAACGGGAAGCGGGGGUGCGGCAACGGGAGCGGUACCGCUUGGAUCGGGAGCUGGACCACGUAGGCAGACCGUCCAGUAUUUCCAGCAGCCACCACAGUCCAUGUUCGGCGGCCUGAGUCUGGCCGAGAUGGGCGGCACCCUGACGCCUCAGGCACUCGGUGCCCGAUUGGGCGAACCCUUCGGCGGCGGAGGAGGAAGCAAAUCUGGGCCACGACGCCAAUCCUACUGGCAGAUUAAUCCAAUCCGUAAGCGCGGCGUGCUGUCCAAGGAGCGCUCACUGGACGAGCAGGCCAUCCGUCGACGGAAUCUGGAGGCCAAGCGCACCAGCUGCGACUCGCUCCCAUGGGGCGGAGAUGCCCUCGACUGCCGCAGGGGCACGAUCUUCGAGAGCCUCGAGUCCGAUGGGGGAGGAGUAGGGGGUGGUGGUAGUGGCGGCGCUAGUGGAGUUGGUGGAGUAGGAGGAGGAGGAGGAGUUUCCUACGAUUUACGGAGUGUGCGCAGCGCGGAUGUUGGCCAUUCGCAGACGGAUGGGGAUGUGUCCCUGUCGGUGGUCAGUGCGCUGGUGCCCUCCGUAACGACGCCACUGCCCCCACCCCUGUCCUUGCCCAUUGUGACGCCCACGUCGACGCCCACGCCCCUGCAAUUGCCCAUGCCAAUGCCAAUGCAAAUGCCAAUGCCAAUAACAAUGCCAAUGACAAUGCCGGUGCCGAUGCCGAUGGCACAUCCUCCACCACGAAGACCCUUUGGUUGGUCACAGUCCGUGGACCAAGGAUGCAUGCGGAGCAACUUGCUCCUCUCCGUUCCCAGAUCCUUGCCGCCGCGCAGUCGCAGUGGCAGCACCAAGCAACUGUUCAAACAACAGGCGCUGGACGAGGAUGCCGACAUGGAUGAGAACUCGCUGCUGCUGCCAACAGCAGCUGCUGGAGGCCGAUCAGGACCAGGAUCGGUGGCAGUCAUUGCCUCGAGUUCGCUGGAUCUGCCAGAUCAGAGCGGCAGCUCCAAGCAGAUCCUGCCAGACUCCAUCGCACUGGGGGUCAGCAAGUCCGACUCCUCGGACAUCCUGCGCAUCAUCAGCGAACGGAGGCGCAUGGAUCAGCGGGAGCAGAGGGAGCCCGAGCAGGAUCAGGACAACGAGGCGGAAGACAGGGACAGCGACUACAAGGAGCUGCUCCUGGUCAAGUCCCCCCAAUCCUCCAUGGACUAAAUGCAACACACACACACACAAACACUCUGUAGAUCGUUACAAGUAGUUAUCUCUAAAUAGGGCCAGGCUUACAACAAUAAUGAUUACUGUAGUGCUGACUAACAAGGAUAAUAGCUAGGAUAACAGUUAAGAUAUCCCUGGAUUUCGAAAUCUCUAAGUUGGUCCACCCACAAGCGAAGGAGCUUACUUUUAACCUCUAUAUAUAUACACACAUGCAUAUAUAUACAUAUACAUAUAUGUAUUCUCCAUAAUUCAAAAACCUGGCCGCCAUUAAAGAAUACUUUAGGGAAUUUUCUAAAAAGCUAUAACUAUAGCAUUAGGCUCUAGGCAUAGAGAUCAACGAGUGUGGUUGGAAAGCAGAAAUAAUGAUUAUUCGAUAGCUAAUAUACUAUAGAGGAUGGCGAAUGGCAUACUCUUAGCCAUAAAUCAAGAGGAAAACCAGAAAGCCAGAAAACAAGUAAAUUAGAAUUGAAAGCAAAGUUAAGUAAAUUACAGCUAGUAAGCAAAAUUGUCAACUGUUUUUAGUGCAAUCCUACGGUUUUCAUAACUUUAACAAGCAAAACUUAUAUAUGAAGAACUCAAAUCUAAUAGAUCGCCAGAGAUCGUUGAAAAUCGAUGUAGAUCGAUGAAGAUGAAUAGCUAAGUUUCAAGUUGAUUAGAGUGUUUUCCGUUUAAAUGUAGCUGUCGAAUACGAUGAUGGAUUAUAUACAAGUGUUAUAUGCGAUUUACAUAUAUACAGUUAUAUUACAUUUACAGUUACUUAUAGGGGAUACUGCAUUCGAAACCAAAAUGAUGGAAAUUUGUGAACAAAGAAUCAUCAACUCUGUGAUUAGCUCUUAAAGUUUAAACGUUUAUAUGAGAGGCCGUGCAGACACCAAAACCAAAAACAAAAACAAAACCAAAAUCAAAACCAAAACCAAUACCAAAAACCAAAAACACAAAAACACAAAAACAAGCGAUCUGUAUAUAGAAUGCCUGUAUGUAAGCAUAUGUAAUCGAGUGUAUUUUACGUAGCUAAGCCAAGGAACAAGCAACUGACUAGCGGAAUGAUACCGAAUCCGAAGAAAAAGCCAUCUGAACGAACCCAUUGAUAAGCAAUAGAGAACUGUAGCUCUUAAGAUCGUACCUAGCCCACAAACGAGUAAAGCUGCGUUGUUCCAGGGCGGAAAACGGAUACGGAAAAGGGGAAAACCAUUAGAGGGAAACACAUAAGAACCUUGUGCAAACGAAUUUACUUAGGUACUUAAACACACACCAACACACACACACACACACACCCCUAACCAAUAGCUCGUACGAUCUGGUCGACAAUCUUCGCUAAAUUUAAAUACCCUACCCAUGUCUGACACUCUAUCCCCCCGCCCCCGAGAGGCUUCCAGAACUUCUAGAUCCCGCCCCCCGAGGAAAAACAAGCAGACAUCCGAAAUACAGUGCCAACGCAGUAAGGGUAUUCAAGAUGUUUAUUUUAUAUAAUAAAUAAUAUAAUCCCCCAAGCUAUCCAGCAAUGAGGGUGGUGAAAGAUGGCAGCAGGAGCAACUACAAGUGGAACUUUAAAAAGUAGCAUUUAUAAAGAAUGAAAGAAAGAAAGAUGGGGAAAACCAAGAGAAACGUAGUAGAAAUUUAACGAUUAAUGUUUAAUGACUAUAUAUAGUGUAUAUAUGGAACUAUCAACGAAUUACAAUAGAGUAUCAAGAUAUUUUCUUCAGAAGGCAUAAUUAGAACCAGAAGGCAAAGGAGCGAGGAACUGAGAAGAACACUAACUUAACACUGUCAAUUUUUCAACAUGGUCUAAGCUAAUUUUUUUCAAGGAAAACCAAUGAUCUAAGAAUGAAAACAAUUUUACACUCUUUGUACACACUGUAAAAAAAAAAAUAGUAAGGGGCUCUCCAGUUUAGAUAAACUUUAAAAUCAAACUUAGCAAACGAUUAAACGAUUCGGGCGAAAGCGAGGAAAAGAAGAAGCAACAAAUUUAAUUAAACGAUAAUUUCAUCUGUGCCUUUCUCUACGAAUAUAUAUAUAUAUAUAAAUAUAUAUUGAAAAUGUAUCAGAUACUGUCUCUAUCUCUUUCUACGCUCCCACUUCCUCUCUCGCACACACACGCACACAAUGAAUACACCCUGCUCACAAUCACACUCACACCAACACAGACACCAAGCAAGCAAUGCGAAAUGUAACGGUGAUGGCAAGCAGUGCCUCGCGUAGCUGAAAAUGCAACUCUGCAAACUAUUUACGAGGCAGGAAGAAAGAAUAAUAACGAACAACCAAAAUAACUACUUAAGCUAAUAAAGAAAGAAAGAAAGAAAGAAAUGAAAACCGAAAAUACAAAAAUCCAAAAACCCAAAAAAUGAACGUAAAAAUACAAAUAAAAUUAAAAGCAUGAAGUUUAUAGGUUAAUGCGCUAGUAGUUUUGAAAUUUUUUUUUGUAAUUUUUUAAACGUAGCCGCUUUGAAGUAAACCAAAUGAAACUAUAUACGUUUUUGGUUUUAGUUGUGUGUGUCUGUUUUUUUUUUGUGCGAAGCGUAAAGCAACUAUAAAGAGCGUUUCUUCUUGUUGAUUAAUAAUUAGGUAAAUUGCUACAAAACAUAAGUUAAUUAAACCAAAAAAAAAACCAAAACGAGAGAAUACAGUAAAACCGAAAAUAACCGGAAAACCAAAGCGAACAGCAAAAUUAGAAAAAGUGAGUUAAAUUUAAAAAUUAUUGCCAUAACGGCCAACGAAAUGCAAGCUAAGCAAAUUUGCUUUUAGCUCCAUGCAGGUACAAGAGAAACCCCGCCCCAAAAAAAAAACCAUUGAUUCUUUGCAAACUAAAAUAAGCCAAUUAAAUGUGAAAUUGUUUAAGAAGGCCAUAAGUAAGCAUAACUAAGCACUAUCCCCUGCUGCAAGGCCAGAUACCGAAACUCUCUCUGUUAGACAAAUAGCCAAAAGCCAAGUUGUAAUCAUUUCGUUGCGUGAUCUUUGCGUAUAAUUUGAAUGGUUCGAUUGGUUCCACUAGAGAUACGUACAUAUAUACUGAGAACACAUACUAUGUAAAGCAGCGAAACAAAACCAAAAAAAAAACCUAAGAAAACGAGCAUUAUAAAUUAAAGAGAAUUUGAAAAGAACGUA